AUUAUUCCUCCACUUCAUAUAACUACCCUCGUGCUCGUGUUCUUCACGCAGUGUCUGUGUUACAACUUACGGCUAAAUUCUCAAAGAUUUAAACUUUGUCUCAGAGUUUCCAAAUUCACCCAACCCCAGAGAGAAAAUGUCUCUAAUCCCAAAUUUCUUCGGUGGCAGAAGGAGCAACGUUUUCGAUCCUUUUUCCCUCGACGUCUGGGACCCCUUCAAGGAUUUUCCUUUCCCAAACACUCUUUCUUCAGCUUCCUUUCCUGAAUUUUCUCGGGAAAAUUCUGCAUUCGUGAGCACUCGUGUGGAUUGGAAGGAGACCCCAGAAGCACACGUAUUCAAGGCUGAUAUUCCAGGGCUGAAGAAGGAGGAAGUGAAGGUUCAGAUUGAAGAUGAUAAGGUUCUUCAGAUAAGCGGAGAGAGGAACGUUGAGAAGGAAGAUAGGAAUAACACGUGGCAUCGCGUGGAGCGUAGCAGCGGCAAGUUCAUGAGGAGGUUCAGAUUGCCGGAGAAUGCAAAAGUGGAUAAAGUGAAGGCUUCUAUGGAAAAUGGGGUUCUCACUGUCACUGUUCCCAAGGAAGAGGUUAAGAAGGCUGAUGUGAAGAACAUUCAAAUCUCUGGUUAAGCAAAAGCAAAUUGUUGUUGGUCUUUUAUGUUUAUCUUUGUUGUUUGAGAAAUUGUGUGAUUUUCUAUGUUCUAUUGUGAGUGAUAUGCUUGGGAGAAUGUAUCAUGUCGUAGGAGGUGUGAUUGUAUAAAGAAAUAAAAUAGUUGCAGUUGGUGAGAUAUCAUGUGAACCAAAAAAUAAAGUUAUUUAGGUUUGUAACAGUUUGACUAAAUAAUUUAAACACGAUUAAGCUCGAA
Molecule: messenger RNA, 858 nt
Organism: Glycine soja
Lineage: Eukaryota; Viridiplantae; Streptophyta; Magnoliopsida; Fabales; Fabaceae
Product: 18.5 kDa class I heat shock protein-like
Exons: 1
Coding region: 137-622 (161 amino acids)
Biological process (GO): protein folding; protein complex oligomerization; response to salt stress
Source: RefSeq, a predicted model, not a curated record